AAAAACAGACAUUGCAGCUGUAGAGAUUCCGUUACUUUUAAAAACACUGUGUGCGUUUCCGGCCUGUCCAAUAAACAAAAUGUGACUAAAUGUCUUGGUUGUUAAAUAUGUUUUAUUGCACUGAAAUGAAAAUAAGAAAUAAAUAAAAGUGGGAAAUAAAAAAAAUAGUAAUAGCCUACUAAAAUGCUUGCAAUCAACAGUUAAAUAAAUAGGCCUUGUUUGUUUAGUGCAAAAACAAAUAUUAAAUUAAGAAACGCUUAACAAAUGCCAACAUAAAAACGAAAUGUUCUGUAGCAAAGAAAAUGUAAACUUAAAUAUGCAAACAAAAAGAAAAUAAAUACCUUCAAAAUAAAACAAAUAAAUUAAGAGCCAGAAAUGCCAACAUAAAAACUAAAUGUUCUGUAGCCUACGUUUAAAAAUAUAACAAAGAAAAUAUUAACUUAAAUGUGCAAACAAAAAGAAAAUAAAUAGGCUACCUUAAAUAAAACAAAACAAAUAUUAAACUAAGUGCCAGAAAAGCCAACAUUAAAACUAAAAUUUCUGUAGCUUACAUUUAAAAAUAUAAAAAUGGAAAUAUCAACUUAAAUAUGCAAUAAAAAAGAAAUAAAUAGCUUAAAUAAUAUAAAAAUCAAGAUAAAUAAUAGCCCAUGUAUAUGUACAUACAUUAGUUAUUAUUUUUAUUUUAAAUCUUCUCAAACAGCCUGCCCUACACUUUACGCCCGCCCCUCCCCCUCGCGUCGCUGCUGCUCAGCCUUGCCCUGCACUGACUUUCUUUCUGUCUCCUCUACUCUCAUAACUUCAUGUGUUGAGAUAAUGUGUGUGUUUGUUUUCAUGUGGCUUGAGUCAACAUUAGCCGUUAGCUUGGAGAAUGAAUGGAGAGCGGAUGCCAAUGGCAUGAAACAUAUCCCCGCGACGGGAGGAGAAUCACUCGCGGCAUUGGGGCAAGCAGAGCAGAGAGCGAGAGCGUUGUCGUUCACUGAGUGAUUCAUGUCGUUAAUCCGCGGUGAACGAAUCGUUCGCUCAGUCCCUCCCCCCGCCCCCAUGAUGAGUAGCUGGCUGCGUCGUUCGCCGACGUCACAGAAUGCGCCAGUUCCACUCAUACCGGCAUGGUCGCGGCGGAGCUCAACUGAACUGAGAAAGGAACGAAUCAGUUCAUGAAGUGAUUCGGUUCAGUACGUUCACUCAAAAGAUUCGUUCGUUCGAACGAAUCGUUCGCGAACGACACAACACUACUGGGCAUGCGUAUGCAUGCGCGUCAACGCUAAAGUGUCUCUCGGACUGUAAACUUAUCCCGUGUAGACAGUCACUCGCGCUACAAGUAAGAAUGAUAUUAAAAUGUGUUUCUUUAAUUGUGUCUUUUGACCUAUAAGUACGUAAAGGGGACGGCGUGGCGCAGUGGAAGAGUGGCCGUGCGCGACCCGAGGGUCCCUGGUUCAAUCCCCACCUAGUACCAACCUCGUCAUGUCCGUUGUGUCCUGAGCAAGACACUUCACCCUUGCUCCUGAUGGGUGCUGGUAGCGCCUUGCAUGGCAGCUCCCUCCAUCAGUGUGUGAAUGUGUGUGUGAAUGGGUAAAUGUGGAAGUAGUGUCAAAGCGCUUUGAGUACCUUGAAGGUAGAAAAGCGCUAUACAAGUACAACCCAUUUAUCAUUUAUUUAUUUAUAAACACUUACAGCGCGAGGAAGUUCACGACAUUGACUCAAAUAUUGGUAGCCCACAGCAACUGGUAGUUUUUCACGAACGAAGCUCAUUUCGACAGAACACUGGAAGUAGCACAAAACGUUACUUAGACGGCUAAUGAGCGCCUUCAGAUGGUGGGUAUCGUCAGAAAACAUUUUGCGUGGUCUAAAACAUCAUUUAGAAGCGUCCGAUACUGUCCUUUUUCUUCUAAAAUACCACGCUGUACACUAGCUAGCGAGCUAGCUUAACUAUGACUUCACUCCGUCCUCAGCAAGAUGGCCGCCGUGCUCAAGCUUGACGAUUGGGCGUUGCUAGGCAACUUCAAUAGCAAUGUACCAAAAGGAGAACGAGAAGGACAGGAGCUGGACAAGUUGCUAAGCUAUCAGCUUUCUGGUGGUAAAAUGGGCUCUGAGUCAGUCAAGGUGGUGGUCAGGUGCAGGCCUCUAAACGACAGGGAGAAGGCACUGAGUUCAAAGAUGAUUGUGACCGUGGACCUGCAGCGCUGCCAGUGUUUCAUAAAAAAGCCCUCAUCGACAGACGAGCCUGCUAAACAAUUCACCUUUGAUGGGACUUACUUCACUGAUCAAACCACAGAGGAGAUGUACAACGAGAGUGCCUAUCCGUUGGUGGAGGGGGUCACAGAGGGCUACAAUGGCACCAUAUUUGCUUAUGGUCAAACAGGAAGUGGCAAGUCCUUCACCAUGCAAGGGGUGGCUGAGCCUUCGGCCCAGAGGGGCAUCAUCCCACGAGCCUUUGAGCACAUUUUUGAGAGCAUUCAGUGCGCAGAAAAUACCAAAUUCCUGGUAAGAGCAUCCUACCUGGAGAUUUACAAUGAGGACAUUCGAGACCUACUAGAGAACGACACCAAGCAGAGAUUAGAGCUGAAAGAGCACCCGGAGCGUGGGGUGUAUGCGCGGGACCUCUCCAUGCACACUGUGCACAGUGUGGCCCAGUGCCAGACCAUCAUGGAACGGGGCUGGAGGAAUCGAGCUGUAGGCUUCACGCUGAUGAACAAAGACUCGUCCCGCUCACACUCCAUUUUUUGCAUCCACCUGGAGAUGUGUCACACUGACGCUGAAGGCCAGGGUAAUCUACGAGCCGGGAAACUCAGCCUGGUGGAUCUGGCAGGAAGCGAGCGUCAGUCCAAAACCGGCGCGACCGGCGAGCGCCUGCGUGAGGCCACCAAGAUCAACCUGUCGCUCUCGGCACUGGGAAACGUCAUUUCAGCCCUGGUGGAUGGGCGCUCCAAAUACAUCCCCUACAGGGACUCCAAGCUGACCAGGCUGCUGCAGGACUCCCUGGGUGGGAACACCCGGACUUUGAUGAUUGCCUGUCUCUCCCCCGCAGACAACAACUACGAAGAGAGCCUUAGCACGCUGCGCUACGCUAACCGCGCUAAAAGCAUCCAGAACCGGCCGUGCAUCAACGAGGACCCAAAGGAUGCUCUGUUGCGAGAGUAUCAGGAGGAGAUCAGGAAGUUACGGGCCCUCAUCUCAGGCCAGCUGGGCUCUGCUAACCUUCCAUCUCUCAUGUCAGGGCUUCCAGCAGAGACGCAACAUCCUAGCAACACUGAGGGCGAAAAAGAGAUUAAAAAGGACUACGAAGACAGGCUGGCCAGGUUGCAGGCCGACUUCAGCGCAGAGCAGAAGUCCAAGGCCAAGCUGCAAGAGGACAUAGCAGCCCUGCGCUCCUCCUACCAGACCAAACUGUCUCACCUGGAGAAAGUCAAAUCCAGCGGGGGGCGCUCGGCCGCAGAGAACGUGAGCUCCAGCAGCGUGACAGAAGAGGAGCGUUCCCAUCUCAACGCCCAGACAUCACCCGGCAGCACAAACCAGUACACCUCAGAUGAGGUUGCGGUGCAGCUGAUCCAGUCGACUGUGCCCUGUGACGCUGCUGCUGCUGCCGCCGCCGCCGCCGUCCAAAUAAGUCCAGGUGGAGUCACAGAGACACCUGGAGAUCUGGAGCAGAAAGAAGCCCUAGAGAGGCUGCAGAGGUUGGAGCAGGUGGUGGUCGGUGGGGAGCAGGCCCGAAACAAAGAAUUCCAGCAACGACAGCGACAGAGAAGGAAGGUGGCUGAUCAGAGGAAAGCUCAACUUGUCAAAGCUUUGUCUGAAAACAGUGAGGAGAGCGACAACGUGCUCUUCAGCGUCUACGACUCCAUCCAGGAGGAGGUCCACGCCAAAGGCCAGAUGCUGCUCAAGGUCCAGGGAAAGCUCAAAGCGGCAAAACUGGAGAUCCGUGACCUGCAGGCCGAGUUUGAGGAGGAGAGGAAUGACUACCUGGCCACCAUCCGCCGCCUGGAGCGCGAGGGACAGCUCCUGCAUGGCCUGCUGGAGAGGAUGACCCCCCUGGUGCGCCGCGACUGCAACUACAGCAGCCUGGACCGCCUGAAGAUAGAGGCCGUCUGGGACGAGGAGAGCGUCACCUGGAGACUUCCAGAUGUGACGGUCCAGAGGACGACGCUGCCUACAGCAGUGGCUCCAAAGCUCUCCCCUCCCAGAAGCCUGGCUGCUGAGACAGAAGCGUUAGUGGUGGACGACGACAGGUACAAGCAGAUGCUGGAUCGCAGUGACAGUGAGAACAUCGCCAACACCUACUUUAGGUCAAAGAGGGCCAACCAGCUUCUUGGGGGCCAAACAACCAAGGGACACGCCACAUACUCCCCCUCCUUCCUCAGCGCGAACACAAGCAUGGAGUCUGCCAUGCCCCGCCCCUUCCGUCUGGAGUCCCUGACUGUCCCCGCAUCCACUGGUAAGACCAGGCGUAAAAAAAACAAAUCUCAUCAAUAACGGAAGCCAGCGACAGAAUUGAUUUCAACUUUGGACCAUCGGUGUGUUACAUCAUGUUAUUACUACUCUGUCAUUUGGUAGUGCAUCUCAAUAAAGUGGAAUCUUUUUGAAAGCUAAUUCAUCUCAGUAGUUCAGUUCAAAAAGUGAAACUCCUACUCUUCAUAUGCUGCAAAAACCUUUUGAGCCUUGACUAGUUCUCUUUGUCUUAAUUAAAGUCCUGACAUCCAAUUUCACAUAUUCUAAUUCAUUGAGAUGCGCUACUAUAAAUCCUUUACUUAAAAACUGUAAAACUUAGUUUUAGCGUAAAAACUAACUGUAACCAUCUUUACACCAAUCAACAUUAUCAGUUAGAAUGCUGAAAAUAAUUUUUCAUAAUACAUGUACAGUCAGUGUUAAUAAAUCUUUCAGUAUAUUGACGAUGUUGCUGAUACUCAUUAUCUUUGUGUUGAUAAACCGAGUCAUGUUAGGUGGUCUGAGGUACAUUGAUGGCGUAGAAAGCAGAGAAAGGACAGACUGCUUAGUUAAUACGGAUGUCGGGCUCAAGCUCAUCAGAUAAUGGAAGAGCAGCAGACCCACGAGUAAGAUGAGUAGUACGGGCCAACGAUCCUCAUUGACUCCUUCCAAGCCUUGCGCAGAAACAUCAAAAUGACCUGUUUCCCAGAUAGAUGUUUCAUACUCAACACUGAGAACAUUAUAGCAAUGUAUGUAUUAACAUUUUUCUUAUACUGUACAUGAGUGGAAAAAAAGGCAGCACAGGGUUAGUGCAUGUGCCUCACAAUACAAAGGUCUUGAGUUCAAUCCCGGGCUCGGUGUCUUUCUGUGUGGAGUUUGCAUGUUCUCCUCGUGACUGCGUGGGAUCCCUCCGGGUACUCCGGCUUCCUCCCACCUCCAAAGACAUGCACCUGGGGAUAAGUUGAUUAGCAACACUAAAUUGGCCAUAGUGUGUGAAUGUGAGCGUGAAUUUUGUCUGUCUAUCUGUGUUGGCCCUGCGAUGAGGUGGCGACUUGUCCAGGGUGUACCCCGCCAACCGCCCGAAUUCAGCUGAGAAAGGCUCCAGCACCCCCCCCCGCGACCCUGAAAGGGACAAGCUGUAGAAAAUGGAUGGAUAAGUGAAAAAAGGAACCAUCAUCACUGUAUAUGCAAAAGAGUUUGAGGCUUUUAGAAGACUGUUUCUCCGACUCUAGGGCUGUCUUGAGUAGCACGUCAGGAUAAUUUUUGGGGUUGACUUUUGUGCUUUUGAUUAGUUUCCCCUAAUUUAUGUUGGCUGGGAUGAGAAUGUGAGUAAUUGCGGAAGCUAGCACUGUUGUUCCUGGGCCCUAAAGCCACUUGAGCAAUUUUGGGAUCUGUUGCAUUCUUGAGACUAUAUGAUGAGUUUGUUGCUAGGGCUGCUUCAUUUCUCUGGGAGACAUUGGAAGGAAUUAUUUUUGGUUUGGGAGCAACAGGUGGGGGAUCUAUCUUAAACUUUCCUAUCACUGAGACAGCUCUGUCUGACUUUGACAUGUGUAGAAGAUUUUGACCUUCUGGGAUGACCGGAGGACACUUGACCAAGUCUAUUGUGUGAUCAACUCUAGGACACAAAGGUGUUUUAUUUGUGGAAGCGCUCACCCGUAGGUAAACAAGAGCAUCGUAGGAGAGAGGUCCUCGAGAUAAAGGACCCUGAGUUAUUUUACUGUAUUGUCCUUGAGUUUGGUUGCAGGAGUCCUCCCACCACAGUUUUUGCUGAAUGAAAUGUUUUUUUUAUUUUCCUUCAUCUGGAGACCAGCUUUGCCAUUAGGUUCAAAGGAAUUGGAACUGGGUUAGAGGUUAGAAGUUAGGUUAGGGUUAAGCCAAAGAAAAAGUAGAAAGGUUGGUUAAGGUUAGGGCUAGGCGUUGGGGUUGGGGCGAUAGAAGGAAAAGAGAAGUAAGAAGGGUGUGUGCUGUCCAUCGAUAGUCUGCCCGGCUCACACUCACGCCUCAUUGAAGCCCCCCGGAUGCCUGGUCCCAGCCUGGUGAUCCAGAGGCGCUACGCCCACAUACGUUGGGUGACGUUCCAUUUGGAAUUGACUUCCACCACACAUGGCCGGACGGAGGCCCACCUGUGCUGGAUUAAAUGCUGCACCAGGUCUCGCUGCCGCAGUCCGACACAAUGGGCCUGCCCGGAGGGAUCUCGUGGGGCCUGCUCCACUUGUGUGGCUCCUUGUGGAUUUUUGGGAGAAUGUAGAACCUGCGGGGGCGAGUGUCUGAUCCGCCCGAGAGGCUACGUCUCACGUCAGGUUGGCCGUGAUAGCAGGUGCGUAGCCCGACCCGAGCGAGGGGAUCUCAUCAGCCAGGACCAUCACAUGGAAGUCUGGAGGCAGCAGUCCAGAAAAGAUCUUGGACCAGCUAGGAGGCGUGCUGGGGAGAGACGGGGCCGGCGAAGGCGGCACAAGCUCCCGCUCCUCCGACUGUGAGUCCCGAGGUUUGGUGGGAGGCCCCCCAGGUGAGACUGGACACGGUUGUGCGCUGCAGACUGCAGGAGGGAGUUUGGCCGAGGUCUCUGCCCGUGGGCGGGGCUGAUGAGACGGGACCAAGGGAGCCUCCAGGAUGGAGUCGUCUGCAAGCCUGCUGCACGGGCCACGCUGUUGUGCCCCCCUCUGCGCUCUGGGUGGUUCAGUGACGAGGGGUGAAGGGGAUCGGGGUCACCAUCCCCCGCGGGCCCUCCCGUUGCUCCACCUCAGGGGACCAGUCCCUCCGUCAGCGUCGGUCAUGGUGGCCAUCAUCGGUAGCGGGGGCUGGGCAGGGCGCACCACCUCUGGUGUCAACCCAGACCGAGGCUAUUUGGGCCUUGGCUUGUUUCAGGGUCUCAGCCGCCAGUCUGUAUCCCAGAUGAGGCGGCGGAUGGUGGACCAGAAUCGCUUCGAAGCUGUCCGGAAGUCGUUUUCCACGGCUUCCCCAAACUCCUCCCAUGUCCGAGUUUUUGCCUCCCGGCGGAGUCCUACCAAGGACUAUAAAAAUGGGACCCAUUACCUCCCUGCUUGACACUCAGCAUCAAAUGUUGGAAUUGGGGGUUAAAUCACCAAAAAUGAUUCCCGGGCGUGGCCACCGCUGCUGCUCUAUGCUCCCCUCACCUCCCAGGGGGUGAACAAGGGUGAUGGGUCAAAUGCAAAUAAUAAUUUCGCCACACCUAGUGUGUGUGUUGACAAUCAUUGGUACUUUAACUUUAUAUUGCGUGUGGCAGUUAAUCUGUCAUUAAAACCUAAUUUUUGUAUUUUUAAACCUUACCAAAACGCCUGAUUCUAGUAAAAUUCACAUAGAUACAAUAUUACAGGCAUUUUUAGACAUAAUGCAUGUUUGGUUUUGGAGUUAGGUUUAUAUAACUUUCAUAUUUAGUAUGACAGUUAUACUGUCAUAUUAAGUAAAAAAACAAACUUGUUCCCAGCCGAUGCACAGGCGAGUGGUCUACCCCCCCCCCCCCCCCCCCUCCACAAGGAUUCUAAGACAUUACUGUCAUAUUGAGUAAAAAACUACUUUUUGUUUAAGCAAACCUUACAAAAUAUUUUUUUUCCCAGUAAAACUCAGAAAGAAACAUUUCUCCAGGCAAUAUUAGCCUUUUGCAUGUGUGGUUUAGGACUUAUGAUUAAAAAAACUGUCAUAUUGAGUGUGACAGUAUACUGUCAUAGUGAGUAAAACCCAUUUUUUGUAUUUGCAAACCAUACAAAAACAACUGAUUCUAGUAAAAAUCACAUAGAUGCAAUAUUACAGGCAUUUUUAGACAUAAUGCAUGUUUGGUUUUGGAGUUAUUUUUAUAUAACUUUCAUAUUUAGUAUGACAGUUAUACUGUCAUAUUGAAUAAAAAAAAACUAUCUUGUGUCUUUGCAAACCUUACAAAAGAUCAUUUUCUAGUAAAACUAACAAAGAUACAUGUCUCCAGGCAUUUUUAGCCAUUUUGCAUGUGUGGUUUAGAGUUAUGUUUUAAUAACUGUCAUAUUCAGUGUGACAGUAUACACAUAUAUAUAUAUAUAUAUAUAUAGUGAGUCAAACCCAAUAUUUGUAUUAGCAAACCUUACAAACAUAACUGAUUCUAGUAAAACUCACAUGGAUUCAAUAUUACAGGCAGUUUUACACAUUUUGCAUGUUGGUUAGUAAUUAUGAUGGAAUACAAUUGUUUUUGCUUUUUUCACAUUAUCUCAGGAUUUUAAGAACAUUAUGGUCAUAUUGGGUAAAAAACUACUUUUUGUGUUUAGCCUCAGAUAAAGCAUAUGUUUUGAGUAAAACACACAAGGAUGCAUUAUUUCAGGAAUUAUUAGCCAUUUUUCAUGUCUGAUUAAGGAGUUUUCAAACAGUCAGUUCAAACCCCGGCCGAGUCAUACCAAAGACUAUAAAAAUGGGACCCAUUACCUCCCUGCUUGGCACUCAAUAUCAAGGGUUGAAAUUGGGGGUUAAAUCACCUAAAAUGAUUCCGGGGCGCAGCCACCGCUGCUCUAUGCUCCCUUCACCUCCCAGGGGGUGAUCAAGGGUGAUGGGUCAAAUGCAGAGAAAAAUUUUGCCACACCUAGUGUGUGUGUGACAAUCAUUGGUACUUUAACUUUAUAUUGCGUGUGGCAGUUAUACUGUCAUUAAAACCUAAUUUUUGUAAUUUUAAACCUUACCAAAACGCCUGAUUCUAGUAAAAUUCACAUAGAUACAAUAUUACAGGCAUUUUUAGACAUAAUGCAUGUUUGGUUUUGGAGUUAGGUUUAUAUAACUUUCAUAUUUAGUAUGACAGUUAUACUGUCAUAUUAAGUAAAAAAACAAACUUGUGUCUUUGCAAAUCUUCCAGAAUAUUUUUUUCCAGUACAACUCACAAAGAUACAUUUCUCCAGACAUUAUUAGCCAUUUUGCAUGUGUGGUUUAGGAGUUAUGUUUUAAUAACUGUCAUAUUCAGUGUGAUAGUAUACUGUCAUAGUGAGUAAAACCUAAUUUUUGUAUUUGCAAACCUUACAAAAACAACUGAUUCUCGUAAAACUCGCAUUGAUUCAUUAUUACAGGCAUUUUUAGACAUUUUGCAUGUUUGGUUUAGGAAUUAUGAUGGAAUACAUUUUUAUUGCUUUUUUCGCAUUAUUUCAGGAUUCUAAGACAUUACUGUCAUAUUGAGUAAAAAACUACUUUUUGUUUAAGCAAACCUUACAAAAUAUUUUUUUACAGUAAAACUCAGAAAGAAACAUUUCUCCAGGCAAUAUUAGCCAUUUUGCAUGUGUGGUUUAGGACUUAUGAUUAAAAAGCUGUCAUAUUGAGUGUGACAGUAUACUGUCAUAGUGAGUAAAACCCAUUUUUUGUAUUUGCAAACCAUACAAAAACAACUGAUUCUAGUAAAAACCAAAUAGAUGCAAUAUUACAGGCAUUUUUAGACAUAAUGCAUGUUUGGUUUUGGAGUUAUUUUUAUAUAACUUUCAUAUUUAGUAUGACAGUUAUACUGUCAUAUUGAAUUAAAAAAAAACUAACUUGUGUCUUUGCAAACCUUACAAAAGAUCAUUUUCUAGUAAAACUAACAAAGAUACAUGUCUCCAGGCAUUUUUUAGCCAUUUUGCAUGUGUGGUUUAGGAGUUAUGUUUUAAUAACUGUCAUAUUCAGUGUGACAGUAUACACAUAUAUAUAUAUAUAUAUAUAUAGUGAGUCAAACCCAAUAUUUGUAUUUGCAAACCUUACAAACAUAACUGAUUCUAGUAAAACUCACAUGCAUUCAAUAUUACAGGCAUUUUUACACAUUUUGCAUGUUGGUUAGUAAUUAUGAUGGAAUACAAUUGUUUUUGCUUUUUUCACAUUAUCUCAGGAUUUUAAGAACAUUAUGGUCAUACUGGGUAAAAAACUACUUUUUGUG
Messenger RNA from Nerophis lumbriciformis (worm pipefish), 10282 nucleotides. RefSeq names its product kinesin family member 17 (gene kif17). The record is from RefSeq and is a predicted model, not a curated record. Gene Ontology annotation, biological process: microtubule-based movement. Lineage: Eukaryota; Metazoa; Chordata; Actinopteri; Syngnathiformes; Syngnathidae. Gene Ontology annotation, molecular function: microtubule binding; microtubule motor activity; ATP binding.